This is a messenger RNA of Scheffersomyces amazonensis, 543 nucleotides long. It is a transcript of the gene MTR2, whose product is annotated as Mtr2p. The transcript is spliced from 2 exons. The coding region runs from base 1 to 543 and encodes 180 amino acids. Lineage: Eukaryota; Fungi; Ascomycota; Pichiomycetes; Serinales; Debaryomycetaceae. The record is from RefSeq and is a predicted model, not a curated record.
AUGUCACAAAUACACCAGGACAUAACGCAACCAAUCGAACCAUUCCUCAAGAAGUUUUUAAAUUCAUUAGAUAUUCAAUAUGCUUCGACAUCUUCACAAUAUCCCAAUGUAGAAGCAUAUGCUACACAAUUUGGUAAAGCAUUAAAGCCUUCAAGUGCUAUUAUAAUAAAUGGAGCACCAGUAAUACCUGCUGCCAAUUCUCAAGCCAAAUUAGAAUUCCAAAAGAAAUGGCUUCAAUCUCCAUUAUCAUUUCAUCAAUUAAAUAGUUAUGAUUGUCAUUUAAUACCUGGAACUGGUACAUUUAUAAUUAAUUUAAGUGCUAAAGUAAGAUUUGAUGAAAGUGGACGAAAUAGAUUAGGAGAAUCUGCUGAUAUAAUUCCUGAUCCUCAAAGAACUACAAGACCACUUUGGGGUUCAUGGUUUGGAGUUAAUAUAACUUUAGUAGUAGAUCAAACAGUUAUGACUAAUGAUGAAGCAGAAAUUAUAAAUAGUUUAAAUUACAGAUUUACAUUUAAACCAGAAGAUACUGUUAUAAAGAUAUAA